AUGUCAAAAAUAAUUAAUUCGAAAUUUCAAUGUGCUAAUACAACUUGUUUGCCAUUUGUCACUAAUAUUUUAUCGGACAUUCGCCAAUGUAAAAUGAAUUGUUUAGCUCAAACUUAUUGUCGAGCAAUUAGUUUUCAUCAACUAACUUCAACAUGUCAAUUAUUUGAUAAUAUACCAAAUCCAAAUGGAAAUAUGUUAGUUGAUACAAAUACUAUUACUAUGAUUGUCAUUGCUGGAACACGAAAUCCACCUGAACCAACAACAACAUCCACAACGUCAACUUCAUCAACAACAACAUCCACAACAUCAACUUCAUCAUCAUCAACAUCUACAACGUCGACAACAUCAACAUCAACAUCGACAACAACAACAUCAUCAUCAUCCACAUCAUCAACACCAUCGACAGCCCCAUCAACAAUACCUAAUGUAAUAACAGGAAGCGGAGGUCCCUCUACUUAUCGAGGCAAUAAUGGACAAUAUUAUUCUUUUUCAAUAACAGGAUCUUUGAGUGGAAGUGUUUGGGGUUCAGAUAUUUAUACAGAUGAUUCAAAUCUUAAUGCUGCUGCUGUACAUGCUGGUUAUGCUCAAAACGGAGUGACGACUACAGUCAUCAUCCAAAUUUUACCUGGUCAAAGUAGUUAUACAAGUACUACUCGAAAUGGCGUCACUACUUACAACUAUGGAUCCUGGGGUGGUAGUUAUAGUGUUGUUGGCAACUCUGGAUGA
Adineta ricciae is the source of this 726-nucleotide messenger RNA. NCBI's taxonomy places the organism in Eukaryota, Metazoa, Rotifera, Eurotatoria, Adinetida, Adinetidae. The record is from the annotation of a GenBank genome assembly.